GUAAGUACAGGUUCAUCAGCAGUUAGUGCUGACUGUGGGUCGUGAACAAGCUCUGAGCACUCAGUCAGCCUGCAGGUAGAACAAAAGGUUCCACUUCUGAUAUUGGAGAAAAUUUGGACAAAGAAUUAAAAUGGGACCCAAGUUCCAAGUCUUCAUUUUCAUUUGUUGCUUAUGCUUGAUUGAUCAGACAACAGGGAUGCGUGGAGGGAAGGAUAAAGACUCAAAACAGGGUGCAGGAAGAUGUAAAGGAUGGGAAAUCGAUCUCAGGAACAACCUCACUGAUCCAGGAAAUAUCUCAGAGUAUAUCAAUGACUUUUAUGAGAAUAUCAGCGAUCUGAGUCCAGGUUGUGUCCGGUCGUUCAGCCUUAAUGUCACACAUUCCAAUUUGGUGGAACUGAUGAAGCUUUUAAAUGCCAAAUAUGAUUACCUGAAUCCAGGUACCAGGAAGCAGAUUUAUAAAUGGGUUGAAGAUAUUUACACAAAAACACCAGGACCUGGAAUGGACAUCUGGAAACCCAAACCUCAUGAGAGAAAAUCAAAAAAUCCAGAUGAAAGUAACAACCCAGAAAAAGGGAAAGGGAAAGGCAAAAAAAAUUGGAUCACCCUUAAUGUUCUUAACAUACUUGGCCGUUUCAUUGUGCAAGCACCUACUUCUACUCUCGAGAGCAUUGCAAUGGGUAAAAAUAAUACGGUAUGCCAGCUCUUCAAGACUUCCUCUGACCUUUUGGACAGGCUGUUUGAUCUCACACCUGUGCAAGCUCGCAUAUUCUUAAAAGGACUUUAUAACUGUGUUGAUGUUGACACCAAGAGUGAAACAGUAAUUGCCAACCUUGGUCAGUUGGUAUGUUUUUACCCAACAAAACAAUUGAAAUCACUGAGUAUGAAAGCUAUCAAAGCUUUGCAGGACAAACUGCGCAACUGCACCAGGAAUACAAAGAAGAUCUAUCGAGCACUAGUAGAGGUUAUUGGUGUCAACAUUUCAAGUGCUGAAAAUCUAAAAGAACUGGGAGCUGCUGCGAUUGGACUUAAAAUCAGUCAAUUGUCCAACCUCAAGAAAGAGGUUGUUGUAGGUGCUAUUGAAGAACUGAAGAAUGUCAGAGGCUGGUCCAAAGGCCAAGCAAAGGUCUUUGUCAAAAAGUAUAUGGAAGCUGAAAAUGUCACCGCUGAAAAAUUGAAAAAACUGGGUUAUCUUACUUUUGGUUUUGGUGCCAAGACAUUCAGAAAGUUCAAAGCCCUGGAGCUUCUAACUGCUUUUACCAAUAAGGAGGUGUCAGAAUCCGUAUAUUUCAUGUUGCCAGUACAGAAGAAUCUUAUCGUGGAAAGGAUCUUGGAGUCAGUGGAAAUUGAUUCAGCUCUAGAAUUACUUCCAGAGACACUGGUGUCAGAAAUUCCAGUAAAGCAGCUACUAAAGGCCGGCAAGUUCAGUAAUUUAGAUUUCGUAAACAAGAACAGACCUUGGAAUAAGGGUCAGUCUGUUGUUGCCAUUGAUCGUGUUAAAGACCAACUCAAUGAUGUUAAAAAUAUCAGUAAAUUGAAGGCUGUGGUCAAAGGAAUUCCAUGUAGCCUCAUUAAUACACUGAAACCUGAUGUGGUGAAGGCACUGGCAAAUAACCCCCUUGUUUCCAGUAAUCAGAUUCGCUGUUUUUCGAUCAAAUUCUUUAAAGACAAGAAGACCAGCAAUUCAAAUUACUUCAGCAGGCUGACACAAGAAGACAUUGAUGAAUUCCUGAUCUCAUACAUGAUUUUUCAACCGGAGAUUAAGGAACUGAAGCUCAUUCCACGAGAUUUGUGCCCCAACAUGGUUGAGCUAAUAAGUCAGGCCAAUAUCACAAUGCUUCCCCGAAGUUCACCCAGACGUAAAGAACUUCUCGAUUACGCAAAAGAUUGCCUGAAUUUGACUGCAUCUGCAAUGACAGAGGAUGAAGGCAACAGCUUGGGUUCCCUCGUCUGUGCAUUUAGUCCAAAUGACAUCAACAAUUUAAACAACACUGUGUUCCUGGCGAUUGUUGAUCAACUUCGAGAAUGUGGACGAUUUGAUGAGGCAAAGAAAAUAGCUCUUAGACAGAAGAUCCUGUCAGCCUAUCCGCCUCUCAUAAAGUGGACAGUCGAUGAGCUCACGGAAUUACGUGGCCUAUUGGCAGUUCUCAUGUAUGAGGAUUUUAAAUCAAUCCCCAAUAAUGAUGACAUCCAAACAGCACUCUUGGAAAUCCUCUCCUCUUACAAGUCAACUAAGAAUUUUGUCCCUCCUGAUUUUGACAAUUCUCCAAAUGUCUCUGCACUUUAUCAAAAAGUCUUCAGUAUGCUGAACAAUGCUUCAGAAAAUAACAGGAGAAAACGGGCACCAGUUUGCUCAAAACGCCCCACUGAAGAGGACAUCGAAAGUCUUGGAGAAGCAAACAUUUUAUGGACUGUUGAACAGUUGAUGUGCAUUUCAGUCGAGGACUUCAUAAAUUCACUUGACACACUGACUCAGGUCGAAGGUUUUAACAUUGAUCAGCUGAAGGCAUUAAAAUCAAAAGCCUUGGAGUCUUUUAGCAAUAAAAUCUCAAAUGACCAGCUUGCCUCUCUAAGGAGGAUAACACUUGGCUUUGAUGAGAAUGAAGUAACGCAAUAUUUCACUGCACCCGAUAUUGAUACUAUUGGUGCAAUCUCGGACAACGAGGAAUGGGCCAGCACUGAGUAUUCCAGUCGAGCCAAGACUAUCGUGAAGAACUUUUUGGGUCAGCGAUCAGACAAUGAACUCAGUAGCGCAGAUCUUGUUGCUAUGGGUUAUUUCCUUUGUACCCGUAGCCCGAAUGAGAUCAAGAACAUUAGCAUGACAGCCUACAGCAAUGCUGCCCAGGAGAUUGGGGAAACAAUGUGUCCUAAUAUUGAGACUAUAACUGCUUUGAAGAAUAAAGCAGUGGAAACAUUUCCCAGUGUGGAUACCUGGACUGGCGCGGAGUUACAAGAGAUAGGGGUCGUAGCAGCUGGUCUAAGUGCAGAAGAAGUGUCCAAACUGAUGACAUCCGCAGUUUCAUUCUUGAAACCUGGAGCAGUCUCCAAGAUCCCCCCGAAAAUCUUUUCGGCCAUGACUAUGGAGCAACUAAGAAAUCUGGGACCACGAAACUAUGGGGCAGUUACUGAUGCACAGAAAGCAGCCUUGUCAAAGGAAAAGCUUCAAGCCUUGCAAGAAAAUGCAGGAUUUGAGCGAGCCAUCGAUAACACUGGCGCGAUCUUCUGGAACCCUGUGAUGAUACUGACCCUUCUGGUUCUCAGCUUGACAGCGACACUUCAUUAAACAGCAGAAUUGGGAAAAUCACUGAUGCCAAAAACGACACCAAGCAAAGCCAACAAAAAAAAUCUACCCAUUGAAAUUCAAGUUAAAAAUAAUGCAGUUGAAAACCGCUGUAAAUUCCUGCCCAUUUGCAUUACAGAGAUAAUUGACUAACCACAUAAAAUGCAAUUGGUAAAAAGAUAGAAUUUCUCACUAACUUUCCUAAAACUGAAAAUCUAAAUACAUUCUGUGAGUAACCUCUACUUCACAUAAAAUGCCAGUUAACUCAAAUAUUGCUACAAUAGGUGAUAGCCAGUUUGUCAAAGAAACGUGUUCAUUGUAAUUUAUAUCAUUUAAGACAUGAAGUGCAGGUUUUUUUAAAUCCCCCUCUAGUAAACAUUAACCAGACACUGUUACAGUGAAGCGAAUGGAAAGAACAUAAGAUCACUGCUGAUUUAACCUUUAGCCAGUGACAGAGAUCAUGUUAUGAAGCAGCUAACUGGCUGUAUAAAUCGUACUUUAUGUGAUCGCUGACAGUUUCCUUUGUUGCCUUUUCCAGCAGAUGUUACAACUGUGCUGGGUGUGUGAGGAUGAGCUGGAGCUGAAUGAGUGGGUGGGAGUAAGCUUUCUUUUAGGAUAUACAUGGAGAUAUUAAUGUCUAGUUUUCAUGAUGUCGGGAUAAUGAAUUUAAGACAGCCUCGAUGGUCUGCUGCCUUUCAUUUCCUGUGUGUUAUUUCUAAAUCCAUUUGAGAAUAUCCAUGGGAAGAUAGACAUUCUUUGUUAACACAAGAGAAUCAUAAAGUCAACAUUUUUAAAAUUUUAGCUCAGCAGGCACAUGAGAUGGGACGGUGAACUGCUUUGGUAUGCAUUCUUUAGUAAGAUGGUGGAAUAAAACUGAAGUUUGUCCUCAUAAAUUUAUUUUUUUGCAAUACAUUCUUUACAGUGGAGGUCUUUACCAAGACUACCUCUGAGCCAAAUCAUCAGAUUGGCCUCACUGUGAGAUCUGGUGAGGAGUCAGCAUAUGAGUAGAACUGACAAACUAUCCUGUGUAGGCUAGAGUGUGUUGCUGCCACUAGUAGUUCAUGUUGUCCAUAUUCAUGUCUCUGAUCUUUGGUUAGAUGUUAAUUCACUUUAAAUCAACAGAUUAACACAUCUACAAAAAUUGUGGACAAAAUAAAGGCAUAGAAAUGAAUUCAUCCUUCCAUUGUGCCAUCUUUAAAUUGCGGCAAAAUAAUGUUAAUAGAAGAGAAAAACUGGUGAAUUAUUUAGUCUUUGUGAUUUGGAGAUGCUGGGGAUGGACUGUUUGCACUACCACCUGAUGAAGGAGCAUCGCUCCGAAAGCUAGUGCUUCCAAUUAAACCUGUUGGACUAUAA
Molecule: messenger RNA, 4630 nt
Organism: Hemiscyllium ocellatum (epaulette shark)
Lineage: Eukaryota; Metazoa; Chordata; Chondrichthyes; Orectolobiformes; Hemiscylliidae
Product: otoancorin-like
Exons: 25
Coding region: 131-3280 (1049 amino acids)
Biological process (GO): cell-matrix adhesion
Cellular component (GO): cell surface
Source: RefSeq, a predicted model, not a curated record